Molecule: messenger RNA, 264 nt
Organism: Eimeria mitis
Lineage: Eukaryota; Apicomplexa; Conoidasida; Eucoccidiorida; Eimeriidae
Exons: 1
Coding region: 1-264 (87 amino acids)
Source: RefSeq, a predicted model, not a curated record
AUGGGCGACAGCCUGUCGAGUGCGUGCUCUCUUGUGUACCAUCAGGUGACAAAGGAGUCUCCUCAGCCACCCGUAGCAGAAGCUCUUGCUCCUGCCGAAGAAGGAACUGCCAGCACCUCCACAGCGCCAGUUGAAGAUUCUUUUGCGUCUUCGUCCAGGGCUUCUGCUGCAUCGCAGCAACUACCUUCGGGAGUCACGCCGUCUCAGGAAAGUGGAUCAGCUGAGCAGGUAGGGCUUGCCGUAUGUUAUGGCAGCGCAAAGUAG